GUCUCUCGUAAAUGUGAAAUAAAGAUCUUGAUUUCAGUCUCGCUCUACAGAACUAUGCUUACGUGCGUUACAAUCUGUAAUUAUGGGCGGGAGACAGAUUACUUGCGAUGGCAUGAUGUUGAAGACCGAUUUAUUUUCAGGUGUACUACUUGAUUGUUUUACCUUUGUAUGUGUGAAAUUAUAACGGAUUAUAUGGGAACUUUUUUGCGAGUAGCCGAUAUCCUUGAAGAGGAAAUAGUAUCAUCACGAUGUUGUAGUUUAUUGCAUUUUUGGACAAGCACGCGUUCAAAAGCCACGGGGGAGAAGAUUUACGGACGUAUGAAUAUCAGCCAGUGAUGAAGACGCGACGACUCUUCUCGCAGUCAUGAGAGCAUGGCAACACAUGUUUCUACUAUUUCAUCGCGAUUCUACUUGGUCGUAAAUCUUUCGUUUAUAGUUUCUCUCUCUUGAUGUUCCUCUUUUUCAGCAGGGGGCACGAUGAGAAACUGCUCUCUCUUAGGAGGACUUACUACAUGGUAGGCAAGCGACUCUGAUUCAGAAUAACUUUAAGGUAAGGGUGAGAAGAUUACUUCCAUGAAGACGGUGCUGGAAGAAAAUGAUUACUUACAUUCAGAUCUUGUUUUUAUUGCGUGAAUGUCCAAAAAGGUGGUAGAUGUGUAUUUCGGCUGUAAACUUGUUAUUCAAAAAAGAUCGAAAAGAGUUGUAAGUUUGGGCAAAUAUGUUUUCUGCAUGUUGCGGAGUCGAGGACUCUUUCUGGAAUGUAAAAUUCAAGAGCUUGUUCAACGAAGAUGAUGAAGACACUCAAAACUAAAGAUAGUCCUCAAUCGUUUCAGUUGCUACUUGAACUAUUAGGGUCUGCAAAUAUAUUUAAGAACAUCAAUCGAACGUGGCCCUUGUGCUUGUGCAACUUUUCGUUCGGGUUUAUUGUGGCACGAGCCUCAGAACCCGAAGCAGAGGAACCACAACUAUUACCUAGUGCUGUGUUGUUAGAAGCGGGGGUGUAG
Messenger RNA from Amoebophrya sp. A25, 1004 nucleotides. NCBI's taxonomy places the organism in Eukaryota, Dinophyceae, Syndiniales, Amoebophryaceae. The record is from the annotation of a GenBank genome assembly.